Messenger RNA from Cokeromyces recurvatus, 696 nucleotides. RefSeq lists its product as uncharacterized. The record is from RefSeq and is a predicted model, not a curated record. Lineage: Eukaryota; Fungi; Mucoromycota; Mucoromycetes; Mucorales; Mucoraceae. The coding region runs from base 225 to 509 and encodes 94 amino acids. The transcript is spliced from 2 exons.
AUAAAAGAAAAACGGUAAAUGAAAAGAAAAAAAAGGAAGCGACUCUGACGUAGAAAUAUAGUAGUUUCUUUUUAUUUAGUCCGAAAAAGGAAAUUUUCUGGCAGUAAUGGAUAAUGCUAGACGGCUAACAUAUAAAUACCUUUACCAACAAAUAAUUUAUUCUUCAAUUACUUACUUUUUAUUUUAUUCAAUCAAUUUUUUUACCAGUAAAAUCCCUUUUUAACAUGUCUCGCUCACAGUAUCCUCCUAUUGUUCUUAACACUUCUUCCACUGCUCGUUUGCAUCCUUCUAGACAAACAGCAUCUAUUGGUGGCAACAAUAUUAAUGCUGAUAAUAGAAUAAAUCAGCUUGAAGAGCAGAUCGGUUCUCAAAGCCAAAGAAUCUCUCAGUUGGAAGAAGAGAUUACAAACUUAAAAAAUCAAAAUCUGUUAUUCAAUUCAAUCAAUAGGACAAGAUUCACGAUGCUUACGAGCAAAGUGGACGUAGAUUUGAUCCCAGAUCUACGUUAAAAGAUGGAGGUCAUAACGAGCAGAUCUUCGAUUUUAUCUUUGCCCAGGUUAGAGGCAACAACAAUCCUGGGGAAAGAGCAAGGAAAGAGAUUUCGGCACGCAUUAGAAGUGUCUAUGAUACGGAAAAAAGAAAGCAUUCGCGUGCCGAAAUCAGCACUCAGGAGCAAUUAGAUGCUCUAAAAAAAAA